ACUUUCCUGCGCAGGGGGAUCGGGGCGCACUCGCCGGUGCCGCGGUUCCCAGGUCGAGGGCAGUGGGGUAGGGGGCGCCGCGCUUUUUCUCGCGGGCGCCGUGGUUCCCGUGCGGCCUUGGACGCGAGUCUCCCCCUGCAGGCCUGGUCCCUGGUCCUGGUCACCCGUGCAACUGGAGCGGCGCUCCGCGUUUGGAAAGGGUUUUGAAGGGGGUUCUAAGGGGGAGUGGGCGCCUAGGACUCCCUAUGGGAGUCGGUGGGUUAUACCUUGACUGCCGUUGAUUUUUAUUUAACUGUUUAGCUUAGUGACUCAAGUGUUCCCCUUUUCUUGGGGAUGAGUAAACUGAGGCUCAUUAAAGAGCUUGUGACCAAACAACACAGGUGCCCCAGAGAAAGGUCGGGCCUGGAAACUACAAAGGAUUGUGUUAAUUUUGUGUUUAGGAAGAAAGAGGUAAUGGGUAGGAAUCAAUGUAAACUUAUUCAUAGGCCACACCAAACCAGGAAUUCUUGUCGUGAUUGCACUUGGUAGAGUUAACACACGUGCACAUUACGGAAACGUUGGUGACCAACAGGCGUUUCAGCGAGCUUUCGCACACCUCAUGGGCCUUUGUGGGCUGCUGGAGAGAUGUUGGCUGCACCAUGACCCAGAUGGAGUUUUAACAUUGAAUGCGGAGAACACUAAUUAUGCCUAUCAAGUUCCAAACUUCCAUAAAUGUGAAAUCUGUCUACUAUCUUUUCCAAAAGAAUCCCAGUUUCAACGCCACAUGAGGGAUCACGAGCGAAAUGACAAGCCACAUCGAUGUGACCAGUGCCCCCAAACAUUUAAUGUUGAAUUCAACCUGACACUUCAUAAAUGCACCCACAGCGGGGAAGAUCCUACCUGCCCUGUGUGUAACAAGAAAUUCUCCAGAGUGGCUAGUCUCAAAGCGCAUAUUAUGCUACAUGAAAAGGAAGAGAAUCUCAUCUGUUCUGAGUGUGGGGAUGAGUUUACUCUGCAGAGUCAGCUGGCCGUGCACAUGGAGGAGCACCGCCAGGAGCUGGCUGGAACCCGGCAGCAUGCCUGCAAGGCCUGCAAGAAAGAGUUCGAGACCUCCUCGGAGCUGAAGGAACACAUGAAGACUCAUUACAAAAUUAGGGUAUCAAGUACAAGGUCUUAUAACCGGAAUAUCGACAGAAGUGGAUUCACGUAUUCGUGUCCGCACUGUGGAAAGACGUUUCAAAAGCCAAGCCAGUUAACGCGACACAUUAGGAUACACACAGGUGAAAGGCCGUUCAAAUGUAGUGAAUGUGGAAAGGCUUUUAACCAGAAGGGGGCACUGCAGACCCACAUGAUCAAGCACACAGGUGAAAAACCCCAUGCCUGUGCCUUCUGUCCUGCCGCCUUCUCUCAGAAAGGGAAUCUUCAGUCGCACGUGCAGCGAGUCCACUCAGAGGUCAAGAAUGGUCCUACCUAUAACUGUACAGAAUGUAGUUGUGUAUUUAAAAGUUUAGGCAGCUUAAACACGCAUAUCAGCAAGAUGCAUAUGGGUGGGCCACAGAAUUCAACAAGUUCUACAGAGACUGCUCAUGUUUUAACGGCCACACUUUUUCAGACGUUACCUCUUCAACAGACGGAAGCCCAAGCCACGUCGGCCUCAAGCCAGCCGAGCUCCCAGGCGGUGAGCGACGUCAUCCAGCAGCUCCUGGAGCUCUCAGAGCCGGCGCCGGUGGAGUCGGGGCAGUCCCCGCAGCCUGGGCAGCAGCUGAGCAUCACAGUGGGCAUCAACCAGGACAUUUUACAGCAAGCCUUAGAAAACAGUGGGCUGUCUUCAAUUCCAGCUGCAGCACAUCCUAAUGACUCCUGCCAUGCCAAGACCUCUGCACCACACGCUCAAAACCCAGAUGUUUCCAGCGUUUCAAAUGAGCAGACGGACCCCACAGACGCAGAGCAAGAAAAAGAACAGGAAAGCCCGGAGAAACUGGAUAAAAAAGAAAAAAAAAUGAUAAAGAAGAAGUCACCGUUUCUACCUGGCUCCAUCCGCGAGGAGAACGGCGUGCGCUGGCAUGUGUGUCCCUACUGCGCCAAGGAGUUCCGCAAGCCCAGCGACCUGGUCCGCCACAUCCGCAUCCACACCCACGAGAAGCCCUUCAAGUGCCCGCAGUGCUUCCGCGCCUUCGCCGUGAAGAGCACGCUGACAGCGCACAUCAAGACGCACACCGGCAUCAAGGCGUUCAAGUGCCAGUACUGCAUGAAGAGCUUCUCCACCUCUGGCAGCCUCAAGGUGCACAUUCGCCUGCACACAGGAGUUAGACCUUUUGCUUGUCCUCACUGUGACAAAAAAUUUCGAACCUCAGGCCAUAGGAAGACUCACAUUGCUUCCCACUUUAAACAUACGGAAUUAAGGAAAAUGAGGCACCAGCGUAAACCUGCAAAGGUCCGUGUUGGCAAGACGAAUAUUCCAGUCCCUGAUAUUCCUUUGCAGGAACCAAUCCUCAUAACUGACUUAGGUCUCAUCCAGCCCAUUCCAAAAAACCAGUUUUUCCAAAGCUAUUUCAAUAAUAAUUUUGUCAAUGAAGCAGAUAGACCAUACAAGUGUUUUUACUGUCAUCGUGCAUAUAAAAAAUCUUGCCACCUUAAACAACACAUCAGAUCCCAUACAGGUGAAAAACCUUUUAAAUGUUCUCAGUGUGGAAGAGGCUUUGUUUCUGCAGGCGUGCUCAAAGCACACAUCAGAACACACACAGGACUGAAAUCUUUCAAGUGUCUGAUAUGUAAUGGGGCUUUCACUACUGGUGGCAGCUUACGGCGACACAUGGGUAUCCACAACGACCUUCGUCCCUAUAUGUGUCCCUAUUGCCAAAAAACAUUUAAGACUUCACUAAAUUGCAAAAAGCACAUGAAAACCCACAGAUAUGAGCUUGCCCAGCAGCUCCAACAGCAUCAGCAGGCAGCCUCGAUAGAUGACAGCACUGUAGACCAGCAGAGCAUGCAGGCCUCCACUCAAAUGCAGGUGGAGAUCGAGAGCGACGAGCUGCCGCAGACGGCAGAGGUGGUCGCAGCGAACCCCGAGGCCAUGCUGGACCUGGAGCCUCAGCAUGUGGUGGGCACGGAGGAAGCAGGGCUGGGCCAGCAGUUGGCAGAUCAGCCCCUGGAAGCAGAUGAAGAUGGGUUUGUGGCUCCACAGGACCCUCUGCGAGGGCACGUAGACCAGUUUGAAGAGCAGAGCCCUGCGCAACAGUCCUUCGAACCAGCAGGGCUACCCCAAGGUUUUACAGUGACUGAUACGUACCAUCAGCAGCCUCAGUUUCCACCUGUCCAACAGCUACAGGAUUCCAGCACACUUGAGUCUCAGGCCCUCUCCACAAGCUUCCACCAGCAGAGCUUGCUGCAGGCUCCCAGCUCUGAUGGGAUGAAUGUAACAACUCGCUUGAUUCAGGAGUCAUCCCAAGAGGAACUGGACCUGCAGGCACAAGGUUCCCAGUUUCUGGAGGACAACGAGGACCAGAGCAGGCGCUCUUACAGGUGUGACUAUUGCAACAAAGGCUUUAAGAAGUCCAGCCACCUGAAGCAGCAUGUGCGGUCGCACACCGGGGAAAAGCCCUACAAGUGCAAGCUCUGUGGACGCGGCUUUGUUUCCUCUGGGGUCCUCAAGUCCCACGAGAAGACACACACAGGAGUGAAGGCGUUCAGCUGCAGUGUGUGCAAUGCUUCCUUCACCACCAAUGGCAGCCUCACCCGGCACAUGGCCACACAUAUGAGCAUGAAGCCUUAUAAGUGUCCGUUUUGUGAGGAGGGUUUCCGAACUACAGUGCAUUGUAAAAAGCACAUGAAGAGACACCAAACAGUCCCCUCUGCUGUGUCAGCCACUGGAGAGACAGAAGGAGGAGACAUUUGUAUGGAGGAAGAGGAAGAACAUUCUGACAGAAAUGCAUCACGGAAGUCUCGUCCUGAGGUCAUCACUUUCACGGAGGAGGAGACAGCCCAGUUAGCCAAGAUCCGGCCGCAGGAGAGCGCCACGGUGUCAGAGAAGGUCCUGGUGCAGUCCGCGGCAGAAAAGGACCGCAUCAGUGAGCUGAGGGACAAGCAGGCGGAGCUGCAGGACGAGCCCAAGCACGCCAACUGCUGCACAUACUGCCCCAAGAGCUUCAAGAAACCUAGCGACCUGGUGAGGCAUGUUCGAAUCCAUACUGGAGAAAAGCCAUACAAAUGUGAUGAAUGUGGAAAGAGUUUUACUGUGAAAUCCACUCUCGAUUGUCAUGUGAAGACUCACACAGGUCAGAAGCUCUUCAGCUGUCACGUCUGCAGCAACGCCUUCUCCACGAAGGGAAGUCUGAAGGUCCACAUGCGCCUGCACACGGGAGCCAAGCCCUUCAAAUGCCCGCAUUGCGAGCUGCGUUUCCGUACCUCGGGUAGAAGAAAGACACACAUGCAGUUUCAUUAUAAACCAGACCCAAAGAAGGCCAGAAAGCCUAUGACUCGAAGCUCAUCGGAAGGACUGCAGCCUGUAAACCUCCUCAACUCCUCCUCUACUGACCCAAACGUGUUUAUCAUGAACAACUCUGUUCUAACAGGACAGUUUGAUCAGAAUCUGCUGCAACCAGGACUGGUGGGCCAAGCUAUUCUCCCUGCCUCUGUGUCAGCUGGGGGUGACCUGACCGUGUCUCUGACAGAUGGGAGCCUGGCUACCCUAGAAGGCAUCCAGUUACAGUUGGCUGCUAACUUGGUUGGACCAAAUGUACAGAUUUCUGGAAUCGAUGCUGCCAGCAUUAAUAACAUUACGUUGCAGAUUGAUCCAAGCAUUCUGCAGCAGACGCUACAGCAGGGCAACCUAUUGGCUCAGCAGCUCACGGGGGAGCCUGGCCUGGCCCCACAGAACAGCUCUCUCCAGACAUCGGACAGCACGGUCCCUGCCAGUGUUGUCAUCCAGCCCAUCUCAGGCCUGUCCUUACAGCCCACAGUGACCUCUGCGAACCUGACCAUAGGCCCGCUGUCUGAGCAGGAUUCAGUGCUGACCACUAACAGCAGUGGGACCCAAGACCUCACUCAAGUGAUGACUUCGCAAGGUCUAGUGUCCCCCUCCGGCGGUCCCCACGAGAUCACCCUGACCAUUAACAACUCCAGCCUGAGCCAGGUCCUGGCACAGGCCGCUGGGCCCACUGCCACGUCUUCCUCGGGGUCUCCACAGGAAAUUACCCUGACUAUCUCCGAACUUAACACUACAAGCGGAAGCCUUCCUUCAACAACACCGAUGUCUCCAUCGGCCAUCUCGACUCAGAACCUGGUCAUGUCCUCGUCGGGCGUGGGAGGUGACGCUAGUGUCACGCUGACGCUGGCCGAUACUCAGGGUAUGCUAUCUGGAGGCCUGGACACUGUCACACUCAACAUCACCUCUCAGGGUCAGCAGUUCCCAGCGCUCCUCACGGAUCCCUCUCUCUCGGGCCAGGGUGGAGCAGGCUCGCCGCAAGUCAUACUAGUGAGCCACACGCCACAGUCAGCGUCUGCUGCUUGUGAAGAAAUAGCCUACCAGGUAGCUGGCGUCUCUGGGAACCUGGCCCCGGGCAACCAGCCAGAGAAGGAGGGCCGGGCGCACCAGUGCCUGGAGUGUGACCGCGCCUUCUCAUCGGCGGCGGUGCUCAUGCACCACAGCAAGGAGGUGCAUGGCCGGGAGCGCAUCCACGGCUGCCCCGUGUGCAGGAAGGCCUUCAAGCGCGCCACGCACCUCAAGGAGCACAUGCAGACACACCAGGCCGGCCCCUCUUUGAGCUCCCAGAAGCCAAGAGUGUUUAAAUGUGACACUUGUGAGAAGGCAUUUGCCAAACCAAGCCAGCUGGAGCGCCACAGCCGCAUACAUACAGGGGAGCGGCCGUUCCAUUGCACGCUUUGUGAGAAAGCCUUCAACCAGAAGAGUGCGCUGCAGGUGCACAUGAAGAAGCACACGGGGGAGCGGCCCUACAAGUGUGCCUACUGCGUCAUGGGCUUCACGCAGAAGAGCAACAUGAAGCUGCACAUGAAGCGGGCGCACAGCUAUGCUGGAGCUCUGCAGGAGUCUGCAGGUCACCCGGAGCAGGACGGGGAGGAGCUGAGCCGGACCCUCCACCUGGAGGAGGUGGUGCAGGAGGCCGCCGGCGAGUGGCAGGCCCUCACCCACGUCUUCUGAUGCGAGUUGGAAGUACACCUUUAAGAAUGUUUCUGAAGUUACGUUUUGUGAAGAGCAAAGCACUUGGAAUCUCCGUUUUAAAGCUUCAAGUGUUAAAAAUGCUACAAUAGUUUUUUAUCUAUAAAAUUAUCUAAAGAAUCAUUGUCUUUCAGAGACUCAUAGGAAAAAAAAACUAGGAAAAGUGUCACCGCAUUGUUCUCUUUUGUCUACAAAUCACUGAACUCAGGUACUACUGUAGGCAGUUUCCUCCUCAGUCUCCUCCGUGGCUAGUGUGUCUAGUUCACGAAGCAAUUAACUGGGUCUUACUAUCAUUGUAGUGUGAUUUCUUUGUAUUAGCAAAGACAAAAACGCUAACAUUGAAAAAGUAUGUCAGAUUUUCCUUCAUGUUUCUGGUUAUAAGAAGCAUAGCUUACAAAGCAAGCGUAAGAUUGAGGCAUGAAGUUCAGAAAAAAAAGUGUUACAACACACAGGGAAGUUUUUUCCACUCUUUUCUCUGUGCAUUUUGAAAAUUAGUCAAAAUGGACUCUUUUCAGUCUACCAUAAGUUAAUAUAACUGAUACCUUGAGAGAUGGCUGGACCAAUUCUCUCCAUGACAAAUGUUUAAUCAUUAGUUACAAGAAUGCAGUAUCUGGGGCGUCAACAUGGGGACUCGAGUAAACCUGACCCACCAAUAAGGAUUCAGCUGUCCACACGGGCUGGCGACACACUUACCGCAUCAAUCUGUGUUCAGGUCCAGGGUUACAUAAUUGCAGAAGCACAAGCCAUACAUCGCAGGUAGGAAACCACAGAACCGUCUGCAAGGAGCAAGCAACGGUGGCCCUGUCCACCCCAGCAAAUAAGAAGCAUAUCUGUAGCUUAAGGCCACGAAUCCGUAAAAACCCCAUGACUUUCUCUUCGUGCAUAAACAGAUGUAUUUUUGAUUUCAGGGAAUUCUUUAGUAUCGUCAAUGGUGCCACAUAAAACAUGUCCCAAACCAAAUCCCACCCGUGCUGGGCAGAGUGCGUGCACGCCAUUCCUACAGCAUUCCAAAGAUGGAAGGUUCUUUACUUCAUGUUAAUUUUUCCUUUGAAAUUAUUUAUAUGUUCUAUAUAUAAAUACAUAUGUACAUAGAUAUAUGGGCCUCUGUGUGGCUGAACAGUAUAUUUUGUAAAUAUAAGUACUAGUCCUAAUUGCAGAAAGAGCGUCAGUUUCACCUCCCCACGAGCACUUCAGAUCAGUAUUGUAUUCAUUUUAUUCAUAAAUGGAUAUCUUUUUCAUUGUCAUAUAAAGCUGGGUUUUAUUUUUUUUUCCUGAAAAAUAAUUGCCUUUAUUUUCUCUCGUUGCCUCCUUGGUUUCAGAAGAGAGUAGUUUUAUUAUAAAUAUUGUAUGGACUUUGUAUAUUAAGAGAGGAGCUCAUUUCAGAUUCCUAAAGAAAUAGACAUUUUACUGUUAUUUUGAAAGGGCAUCUUUUGAUUUUUUUGUUGUUGUUGUUCACUUUUGGCAUAUGUAUAUAAGUAAUAUUGACGGUGAUAUGAAAACUUUUGUUAUGUGAAGAUAUUUAAGUCAGAAAAUUGUUAAAUAAUAUUACUUCUUUUCCAAACUGCUUUGUGUAUUGUAUAUUUUUUUAAGAAAAAGAAAAGCCUUAUUUGACUUAUGCUUGUGAUACUGGACUUCUUACCAAUCCGGAGGUUUCCUUCCUUGAAUGUCAGUGUGUAAACCUGGCUGUAGCCGCAUAUGCAGAAUAACUGUAAUUGUGCUAGAGUUUUAAAGGUUCUGCUUUUAAUGCACUUUUUAUUUUAUAAUUUUGUAUUGAAAUAUUUUAGAAAUGUUGAUUAAUUUUGGUGAAAAAAUAUCCCCAAAGUGGAAAUUAUUGGAAUUUUAAACUUUUGUUCUUGCUGGGUUAUUUAUUUUGAUUUUAGCAUUAAAUGUCAUCUCAGGACAUCUCUAAAAGGGGUUGUUUAAUUCCUAAUUGUAUAGAAAGCUAGUUUGGUGAAUUGUAUUGGUUAAUUGACUGUUUAAGGCCUUAACAGGUGAAUCUAGAGCCUACUUUUAUUUUGGUUAAAGAAAAAGAAAAUAUCAAUAAUUCAAUUUUGUGUCUUUUCUCAAUUUAUUAGCAAACACAAGACAUUUUAUGUAUUAUUUCGAUUUACUUCCUAAUUAUAAAAGCUGCUUUUUUGCAGAACAUUCCUUGAAAAUAUAAGGUUUUGAAAAGACAUAAUUUUACUUGAAUCUUUGUGGGGUACAGGUUGAUCUUUAUAUUUUACUGGUUGUUUUAAAAAUUCUAGAAAAGAGAUUUCUAGGCCUCAUGUAUAACCAGGGUUUUGAGGAUAAAGAACUGUAUUUUUAGAACUAUCUCAUCAUAGCAUAUCUGCUUUGGAAUAACUAUAAAUAAAAGAUGAAGUUAGGAAAUGUGAUUAAUUUUUUUCGUUUGAAAAUAUUUAAGAUAAAACAGUUUGGCAUGUAAAUUAAUUUCAAGUUCAGAUAUUUUUAAGAGAAAACUUUAGUGGUAUUUUCCUUUACCUCUGUGAAGUUCAGAGGCGUUUACCCCUGCAGUGUCCACUGGAAAGGCUUCAGACUUUCAAAAUCAGGGCAUGGCUCCGCGACAGCGAGCCGUGGGCGUCAGCACAGUGCCCUGUGCAUGUGUCAGAACUGUUCCUGUUCCCUUUCAUUUGCUGCUUUAUUCAACGGCACCCAGUCAUUGAGGAACCUUUUGAAAGUUCCUAAGUGUUUUGAUCCUGCUUGUGUGCUCAAGUAACCAUGAAGCACUGAAGCUGAAAGAAUGAAUUGCCUUUGCAAAGAUACCAAACGUGAAGGUGGGGUGCAGGUACUGAGGAAGCAGGAGGCAUGUAGCAUGUGUGGAGUCCCACCUGCUAGAUAAUGCCCAAGCGGCUGCGUUUCCAUAGAAUGGCAAUAGAUGAAAAUGAAGACAUGUUUUCAAACAUGCAGAUUGAAAUGCUACCCCACCCCCAUCAAGCUCUACUUUUUCCCCUUUGAAAAACUUGAGGCACUUAGAAAGUAUCUAAAUAGAGGAAAUGCUAUGACAUGGCAUCUGACAGCUUGCAGCCAGGUCAGUGGGAGGCUCAUCAAAUGCCACUCUCCUCUUCCUGACAGUGUUCUGCUGGUGGGACAUGAACAUCAGUGCUUGUCUGGCACUUAACUAGGGGAUGUUUCCUUCGUGCAUAUUUUCUACUCCCCUGUUGUAAUAUUUUAAGGAAACUUGAUCUUUGAAAUUAUAGCUAGUGUUCUGUGUCUUCCUUUGAACUCAUAUCACAUUUAUUACAAGAGACGCAUGUGUUAGCACAGCUACACAAUUUUUAGAAGUAGAAGUGGAUUUCUUGUCUUGCUGUGGGUUUUCCUCAUUUUAGAAGAAUAUUUGUAACUCAUUAAGAUACACAUUUUAACAUGAAAUGACCAUCACACAGAUUUAUGUUUGGAAAUAUUCAAGAUAAAAUAGUUUGGCAUGUAAAUCAAUUUCAAGAUUUAUGUACAUAAGAUUUUUAAAGGAAAUAGGUAAGAUAUAUAGAACUGCUUUCUAGUGUAUAUUAAGGCUAUCUCAUGCCUGCUUCUUACAUUUUUUUCUGAAGCUUAUUUCAGAAUUAAUACCGUGCCCUUCCCUGACUAAAAAAAGUUAAUCCAAGGAUUGAUCGUUGCGAAUGUAUCCCUUUUCCAAGACCUACUGCAUAGGAAGUAAGUGAGGCAGAGAUGAGAUUAUGCGGCGGAUACUUCUGAAGGAAGCGUUCUUUUUGUGUCACUUAAUCUGUGUUCACGUAACUUAGGCACUUUGGAUUUUUUAGAAUGAAAUUUCAAAAGCGCCUACACGCACCACCCAAUUUAAUGUCGUAUCUGUACUUGGGGCCUCUACACCUUUCCCAUAUUCUAAUGAAAAGAUCGUACGCCAAAGGCCACUGAGCUGGCAUCUUCUUCAUUGUGGAGAAAGUGGGAACCACAGAGCUUUUCGUGGGCCAGAUGCCCACAUAUUCCUAGCAGAGACAUGUUCUUUGUCAUGGUGUGGCUUGCCACAACAUGUCCUGUUUGGUGGCUGGCCCUCUCCGAACGGAUUCCCCUCCUCAGACCCCCAUGCACGGAUGAGCACAUAGCUCACCCUCACCCUCACACACUCACCCACACACUCACCCUCACACUCACCCACACACCCUCACACUCACCCUCCCUACACAGGCAUCGGGGCAGUUCUUUAUAUGGAUGACUAACAACUAAGAAAAAAUGAAGAUUAGUAUGAAUGGCAGGAGCAACAGGCAGUCAGAAGAGAUUUUUCUAUUUAAUCUUUUAUGUGUAACACUUUACAGCAUGAAGACGUAUUCUAUCAAUAUUUGUAUCAUAAUUGACAAAUUCUCAAGUGACAUAGGGAUUUGUUCUUGAUUCACCACUAAAGAAAAUUUUUAAAGUUAAUUUUUUUUAAUUACAGAAGAAUUCUCUUUUUAUCUUCACAAUUGUUUCAUGAUCUAUUUAUACAUUGGAUGAUAUUUAUUUAAUCCAGUUUUGUAUUAGAAAUGGAUAGUGAUGCCAAAAGCCACCGUGCUGGCUUUAAAAAUAAUAAAAAUAGUUUUUGUAUUAUUUUAAAA
Molecule: messenger RNA, 10698 nt
Organism: Homo sapiens (human)
Lineage: Eukaryota; Metazoa; Chordata; Mammalia; Primates; Hominidae
Gene: ZNF236
Product: zinc finger protein 236
Exons: 31
Coding region: 599-6136 (1845 amino acids)
Cellular component (GO): nucleus
Source: RefSeq, marked reviewed